CGCGCCGGCGGGGUGAGGCGAGGCGAGCCAGGCACGGCGACGCGACAGGCAACGGCCGGCGGCUCGCUGCUCGCUCCGCUCGGCAGUCGGUGCCGGCACGGAGUUGGAGUGGGUUGUGGGUAACGCGCGGCGGAUCCUCCUCGUGCCGAGUACUUUCUCAAGCAGCCGACGCAGGCCGUCGGCGUGGACGUGGGGUACCGCGCCGACGCCAGCAGCCCUAUAUCGUCUCGGACACCGCGAGCCACACGGGCGUCGUCGCCAGGCUGACGCGGGCGGAUCAGGACAGCGCGCCAACUCGCGCACGCCGCCAUGGGUAAGAAGGCCCCCGCGGCGGACGCCGGGGGCGAGGCCCCGGAAGGUGCGCUGCGCAAGAUCACCCUCGCCGGCGGCGUCGCCCUCAUCGUCGGCUCCAUCAUCGGCUCGGGCAUCUUCGUGUCGCCGAGCAAUGUGUUCGCGAAGACCGAGUCGGUGGGCUUCAGUCUUGUGAUCUGGACGCUAUCAGGAGUGUUCUCGUGCCUGGGCGCGCUGUGCUACGCCGAGCUCGGCACGGUGGUGAACCGCAGCGGCGGCGAGUACGCGUACCUGACGGCCGCGCUCGGCCCGCUGCCCGGCUUCCUGCAGCUGUGGGCGUCGCUCGUCAUCCUGCAGCCCACGCCGCUCGCCGUCAUGGCGCGCACCUUCGCCGUCUACACGGCCAAGCCCUUCUUCGAGGGCUGCGAGCCGCCGGAGGCCGUCGUCAAGUUGCUGGCCAUCGUGGGGCUGGGCCUGCUCACCGCGGUGAACAGCACGUCCGUGCGCCUGGCCAUGCGCGUGCAGGGCGUGUUCACCUGGGCCAAGAUCCUCGCGCUGGUGCUCUUCAUCAUCCUGGGCGCGGUGACGGCGUUCAGCGAUGGCGUGGACAACCUCUCCCCCGCCUGGGAGGGCACCUUCUCGCCCGGCGCCGUGGCGAUGGCCUCCUACUUCGGGCUGUUUGCCUUCGGCGGCUGGAACCAGCUCAACUUCGUCAUCGACGAGCUGCAGGAUCCGUACAG
Messenger RNA from Frankliniella occidentalis (western flower thrips), 1031 nucleotides. RefSeq names its product large neutral amino acids transporter small subunit 1-like. Gene Ontology annotation, cellular component: membrane. Gene Ontology annotation, molecular function: L-amino acid transmembrane transporter activity. Gene Ontology annotation, biological process: amino acid transmembrane transport. NCBI's taxonomy places the organism in Eukaryota, Metazoa, Arthropoda, Insecta, Thysanoptera, Thripidae. The record is from RefSeq and is a predicted model, not a curated record.